AUGGAGUGCUUGGAGGAACGGGGAGGACGCUUGUUUUGGCCGGUGUUCUAUGGAGUGGAUCCGUCGCAGGUUAGGACCCAAAGUGGGAGUUAUGCAGAAGCUUUGGAAAACCAUGAGAAUGAUGACAAGGUCAUGAAAUGGAGAGAGGCUUUGUCUCGAGCUGCUAAUAUGGCUGCCUGGCAUUUCCAACAUGGGUUAACAAAAUUGGCAAUUUCCAUUGGCAUUUCCAACAUGGGUAAGAAUUGUUUAGUUGGCCUUGAGUCUCUAGUGCUGCAAGUGACAUCUCUCCUUGGACAAGGCUCUGAAGAAGGAGUGUUUGAGUCAUUGAGCUCACUAGAUUUUGAAGGCUGCAAGUUCUUAACUGAACUGCCUAGCUUAUCUGGAAUACCAAAUUUGACGGCAGUAUCUCUUAAUAACUGCACUGAUUUAAUUAGAAUUCAUAGUUCAGUUGGAUUUCUUGAUAAACUUAAGUUAUUGAGUGCUCAAGGAUGCACCCAGCUAGAAAUUUUGGUACCAUGCAUCUACCUGACAUCUCUAGAGACUCUAGAUCUGAGGGAUUGCUCACGUCUUAGGAGAUUCCCAGAAGUGUUGAGAAUGAUGGAGAAUAUAAGAGAGGUUUACCUGGAUCAUACUAAUAUAGAUGAACUGCCAUUUUCGAUUGGAAAUUUUGUUGGGCUUCGACAAUUGUUCUUGAGGGAUUGCCAAAGGCUGAACCAGCUACCAAGUACUAUCCAUAUAUUGCCACAACUUGAGAUAGUUACGGCUUAUGGUUGUGGUUGUAGGGGAUAUAGAUUUAGAUUACCUGAAGAAGAAGUAGAAAAAGUGGCCAUGUGGCUUGAGAUUUCGAAUUUAUGUUUUCUAGGGACUUUUAUAGGCAGGUAA
Messenger RNA from Cajanus cajan (pigeon pea), 882 nucleotides. Lineage: Eukaryota; Viridiplantae; Streptophyta; Magnoliopsida; Fabales; Fabaceae. The record is from RefSeq and is a predicted model, not a curated record.